Molecule: messenger RNA, 1099 nt
Organism: Ciona intestinalis (vase tunicate)
Lineage: Eukaryota; Metazoa; Chordata; Ascidiacea; Phlebobranchia; Cionidae
Source: RefSeq, a predicted model, not a curated record
UAUUGGCAUUUGUAUAAAUGAUAAAUGGGUUUUGUAUAUUUAUAUGUAUUUGUAUAGGAGAGAGGCAUUUAUACAGAAGGAUUUCUAUACGAUAGGGUUAAUAAUGGCGAAUGUAUUGCAUAGCAUUCAAAGUCGACUGAAAAGCCGAAAGGUGCUCGGAGUAGGAGAAGGUGCAGACGGAAAGAUUCCACGAUCUAAGAUAUCCCAAUUGCUCGGAUGCAACCAUUUAGAACCAUGGUCGCUACAAAGUGAGGACUACCCUGUGGGACUUCGGUUGUUUCAGUGGAUUAUGUGUCUUGCUUUUCUACUUGUUGGGAGCAUGAACUUAUUUUUUCCGGACAAUUUCUAUGGCGUGUUUGCGUGCUCUUUAGCGCCACACGAGUCAACGGCCACAGUGAGCCACCUAGCGAGCAAUAUUAGAACAAGUUAUAUGGAUCUGAUGACGUCAUCAGACGAGCUGCGUCACGACGCGGAAAAAUUAGAAAAACAACUACAACGUCUGGAAGAUUCAACGCGGCUUUCGAUCCUACCCGUCAGAAUGUAUGGUGCAGCCGUAUUUACACUCGCUUUACUGUUUCUGGUCACAACAUUAAGAGACAUACACGACCGCAGAUCAGUGCGGCUCACACUCUUCCUACAAGCAUUGUUUCUAACAGUGGAGGUGAUAGUAUCUGUAACGUCGGGACUGCACCUCUUUAGCGGCACCGCGCGAUCGAAGGUAGUUUGGGCAACGCUAUCACGAGGUGUCGCCGGAGGGAUAGCAUUUUUCUACUACGGGAGAACUUCAGGUCGGCCGCGAGAAAACGGACAAAAAUGGCAAGACUGAACAAAAGGAAAAAAGAACAAAACGAGAGAGAAAGAGCCCGAAAAGCAAACUAAACUGGAGACUUGCAUCCCAGUAAAAUGGAGGGACAUUCCAAAUGUUUGUAUCUUGCUUAUUUCUGUGUUUUUUUCACAGUUUAUAAAAACAUAACUGAAGAUUAUGAAAUUUGGAAUUGUUUUAUGGUAACUGAGUACCUUAUGGUACAGAAGAGUUAUGUUUAACAACUACUGAUCAUAAAACCAACAAAAGGGUUCCAAUAAACAAAAACAAAUCCAA